CUGUCUAGUCCAGGGCGGGGACUGGCUUUUUGCCUGCAGAUUUUUUGCACAAAAAAUUCCCCAGGCUCCUCCUCACUUUUUACAAAAGAUUACCUACCUCACUUCACCUCUACCUCUACCUCCUCCCUACCUACCCAACAUCACCCCGUCCACUCCGAGACUGUGGUCCUGUUCAUUCCCCUGCAAGAAGAAGCCUCUUUCUUGUCCAGAGGGAGAGGUGCCGUCGACAUCAGAAGCAGCAGCAGCAGCAGCAGCAGCAGCAGCAGCAGCAGCAGCAGCAGCAGCGGACAGCAUUCCUCGGGAUUUGCUUGCAGCCAGCAUUUUUUUUUUCUCCUUCGGUCGUAGCAGCUGCACCACCAGCUUGCUCGUGCCCGCCCCGUCCGCCCGUCCGAGGUCUCACUCAGCCUGGCCUAGCACCCACCAAUUUUGCCUGCCUGCCUGACCUACCUUGAGAUUUCGUUUCGUGCGUUUACUAUCGGCUCGUCUCAACACCCGAGCAAACGGCGCCUGCUCUCUCAGACGCUUCUUGUCCGUGUCGUCUACCCCAUCGGUUAUCGAUCGCCCACCUUGAAAUUCUCUGUCCUGCCCCAGGGCUUCCGCGACCCCCGCGCCACACGACAUCAAACAGAACCUAGAGUGGUAUUCGGUACACCUUGUUCACUCCCAGCCUGCGUCCUCCAGCUGCCUCGUUCCUCCUUGGAGCUUACCUCACGACCAGACCCAGCCUGUUGUUCCGCAGUCUCCUGGGGCGACCCAGGCACACCACGCAUUUCGAGAUACCUGCCCACUCGCCAGCACAACCCAGAAGCCACAGCACUCUCCCGCUUGCUUCCUCCCCUGUUUCGCGGCCAAGGCUAUACUCUGAGCUCCUUGAAUCCGCGCAAACCCCCCGUGUUGUGUUCCUCGCUUGAGGCGCGCCUGCGUGCGUGGGAUACAUUAACCCUACCACUACACACCACAGGCUGGGCUGCAACUGCGAAAUUGCUGUUGCAGGCCAACCACCCCAAGUGCCUACCGUGAGUCAAUUCACACCACGCAAGCACUACGCAUCGGACACCAUGUCGGCCGCUGCCACCUUUUCCUACGCGCAAGCCGCCAAGGGCCGCAAUGCCGCCCAGCCCGAUCCUCAGUCCGCAGCGAGCCCUGCUCCGGUCGAUCCAGCAAAGGACGACAACAGCUCGGUGACCACAGCUGCAGAUGCCUCGGCAAAGACAUUCUCGACCACUUCUGAGGUGUCCGAGUCGGUCAAAAGCUCCGAGGUUGAUCUCGAGUCUGUUGCCUCGAAAGCCCACUCAGAGCUCGCCAAUACUGGCGAUUCCGACGGCUCGGCCACCUCCGCCAAGUCCGAAUCCACCGUCGUGCCUCGCCCAGACGACGCGUCCAAGAAUGGUGCGCAAAGCACGACAAGCGAGAAGACCUCCCGUCAAUCAAAUCGUACCAGCGAGUCCUCGGACAGGAAAGGCCGCAAGGGUAAGAAGGGCAAGACUUCAGACAAGGACGCCGAGGGCGAACCAGCUCAACAGGAGCAGGAGAAAGAGGUCAUCCCUGUGAAGCUUUUCGAAGCUCCACCCCCGACCGUCAACGUGUGGCAACAGCGGGCCGCUGCCGCGAAGGCAAGGCAGCCCAGCGUGACUCCUGCACCAGCUGGCACCGACGCGGCGACCAAGGCCGUGUCUCAGGGCUCAGACAAGAGCACCAGCGGUGCCGAGAAUGCCGACGCCAAAGACUCCUCCGAGUCGACCCGACCUGGCAAGCCCGUCGACGGAUCACGCCAAGCCAGCGAGCAGGGCCCCCGAAGGAAUCCGAGAGGCAGCAGGGCGAGUGAGCAGGGCACGAACGGCAAUGUUCCCCCAGUGCAGGACGCGUCUCUUUGGCCAACACCGGAGACCGCGGCCGCUGAAGACAACAAGCGCAAGCUUUCUGAGUCGGACGCACCCUCAAAAGACAAGCAGGAUGAGGGGUCACUGACCAAGACGACCCGGCCGAAGUACUCCACGAAGUUGGACAUCACCCCCACCGUCAAGUGGGAAACCCAGCUACAGACACGCCCCGCGGGCAAGGCCCGGGGUGGAGGGCAGUCUGGGCGGAACUCUGUUGGCCGAGGCGGCCACUCUUCAAACCCCAGCGUUUCUGGGGACAAGUUGCAAGGCGGGUCGGAGGCGCAAGGACCAGCUGCCACCAGUGAUUCUCAAGGGAAGUCCAGGGAGGACGCUCCGCCGCGAACGAACCCGCUGCCUUUCGAGAAGAAGAGGUUCCCCGCAGACACGCGGGACAUCCGCAAGGCACCAGCUGCGGCUGAGCGUCGUGCCGGCGCCCCCGGCGAGUCUCAUUCCGCGUCCAAGAGCGAAGCAACGAAGGGAUCUAAGGGUGAAUUCGCGCAGGGCCUCGGCGGACAGCAGAGCGGCUCUCGAGGCGAGGGCGCUGAGCCUGGUAGAAAGGAGGGGGGCUUCGCCGGACACAAGGAUGCGAGACCUAGGAGGGGCGCACACGGCAACGGACGCGGCGGGCAUAAUGGAAGUCAGUCAUACUCGCAGUCAUACCAGGGCAACGGACAUGGUCCCAGGUCAAACGCGUUCAAUCAGCCCCCCUUCGCCAAUGGAGUUUCUUACGGAGGCCCGGGAUCAGGCAGAGGUGGUCGUGGUCGUCCUACGUCGUUCGGUACUUUUAAGGGCCCAUCGAACGGCGCAGGCAAGAUGGCCAUGCAGCCUCUCAACACUGACUUCAGCCCUUUCUCUCCCUAUGGCCAAGCUCCCCAUUCCGCUUUCCCCGCCUUCCCAGUAUCGGAACACCACCUGUUGCAGCACGCUGCACUGAAACAGCAGAUCGAGUACUACUUCUCUGAUCUCAACCUGCCUAAGGAUCUGUUCCUGAGAGAGAACAUGGAUGCGCAGGGAUUCGUGCCUCUGAACGUCAUUGCUGAGUUCAGCCGAGUCAAGAGGAUAUCUCAACAGAACCUGCAGUCUGUGCGAGAAGCCUGCUCAGACUCGGAGGAAAUCGAGUUUGUGCUGGGUGACGGCACGACAGAGCUCUUGCGGCGGCGGGAAGGCUGGGAGAAGUAUGUCCUCCCAGAAGCCAACAGGAAGGAGCACGCCCGCAAUACUGGCCCAACCAGUUUCGAAACCAAGUCAAGGCACAACAUGCACAUGAGCGCCCCCGGCUAUCACCAGCCUUUUUUCCCCGCAAUGUCACCAGCGUUUGGAGCACCGUUUCCUGGAGAUAUGUACCCUGGAUACAUGAACGGACCAGGAUACAGCAACCAGGGACUCAACGGUGGGCCGGUCAACGGUCACCGCGCCGAUGAUUCCCAGCUGAAUGCUGCUGUGCCCGAAUUCGCUCCCGGGAACGACGCCAUGUUCAAUGGCUUCGAUGGCCACGCGCUGCAAGCACAGGGCCCUUGGGUAGAGACCGCCCUGAAGGAUGCCGAGAAAUUCUCAGACGAAGAGGUUUCGAAGCUGCAUGUUGUCCUGCCGGGACAGUCUAAGAAAUCCCAGGAGGCUGGAAAGCUACCCAACGGAAGCACUCAGGACAGUGCCGAGGACUCUAAUGGCAUUGAAACCAAUGGCGUUCAUGCCAGCUCAGACGCGUUGAAUACUCCUGAGCUGGGCCCAGUCGCCGAUGAAGCUGCCUCCAGCUCUCCUGCGUACUACCGCUUUGAUGGUCAACUGGCACAGGCCUCCGGUGAUAAGAUCACUGAGAAGUAUGUGGAUGUCCGAGCGAGGGCUUUGAAGCUGCGUCAGUCUGCAGCUUCAGGAGACGUCCCGAACGAUAUGAGGCGGCUAUACAAGUUCUGGGCGCCCUUCUUGGUGUCAAACUUCAACCCUGGCAUGUACAAAGACUUCCGCCAGCUCGCCCUCGAAGACGCGACGUCAGCGAAACCAAGCAAAAUUGGCCUCGGCUAUUUGCUCCAGUUCUACACCAGCGUGCUAUUUGCCGAGAAGCCUAUUUGGUCCCGUGAUCACCCCAUAUACAGGGUGCUUACGUCGGACUUCGAAAGCUCCCAGACAAUGAUCGGAUCAGGAGAGCCUCAGGUGUAAGACAGGCUUGCAGGAUUGUGCAUUCGGCAACGUCUGGUUGGCUGCGGUACUUGACAUUGUAUCAUGCCUGUGAGAAGGCGCAAGAACGGAAGCAAUCUAUCUGAUUCCGCCGGGGCCAUACGACGCUGGAUUUGGUUCGAGGCCUGCACGAGAACAUCCUGGUUCUGCGGGUCUUUCCUGCUUCGGCAACGGAGCCUUCACGCAGGAGCCUUGAGACUUGACGCAUUUACCGAUCACCAUCUAUCAUCUCUGUCCAUGGAGGCUUGGGUUGAUGAAGCCAAAAGAAAAAAGAAAGAAAAAAGAUCAGCACAGGACAGCGUUUUGAAUCAUGAUACCCGUUGGCGAAGCCCCCUACAAUCUGGAGGCAUGUCUGAUACGAAGAAGCGCACUCUGAAGGCUUCCUAACGUGGACAACUACAGCGAUGGUGGCCGUAAUAUCACUCGGUCUCACGGCUUCUGGACUGGCAACAUUAGCACGAUGAUAUUUGCAAGAGAGUAUGUAUGACAACAUUCUUGGUCCACAAUGAGGACAGUCACGAUUUUCAGUCGGGCAUGAGUUUUUCCCUCCCCCCGGCCCCCCCAAAAACGAAACAGAAAAGGAGGAUGGUCAUAGGCGUGUGACACACGACAAACCUUGGCCAACCAGCUAGCAUCCCAUUCAUGCAUUCCGGUCUCCCGGUGGAGGCUGUGGAGUCUUGAAAACCAUCCAUUCCCGCAUCAACCUUUUUUUUUUACGCGAGAAGAUAAUUCAUGGACAAGCACAUUUCGGGCAAGAGAGGAGUUGUCGCAUGCAAGGAGACAAAAGUUGCACCGGGGAAAGCUUCCUGCUGUGUCUUCUACCUCUGCCACUUUGAAUGUCCAGUGGCAGGAGGACGACACGUGGUGAACCAAACAGGCCAGCAAGAUGCAAAUCACACAGUCCAUUUGAUAUGGUCUGGAAUUGGAGGAAGGUCAUUUCGAAUCCUCUUAGUGCAAGGAAACGGGGUUGGCCCAAGGGAUGGAUGGACAGGCCUGGGCUUUUGUGUUUUUUAAACGACGACGGGGUUUGUCAAAAAAGCUCUGGCCGUCUUUGCGCUUCUCUUUCAUUGUUCUUCAGGUGUUCGGUAUGGAAAGACAAAAAAAGAUUUAUUACCCUUAUGCUUUUUGCUUGCGUGGCCGAUAAGUAUGGCUGUAUGAAUAGGGAUCAUGGGGAGGGGGAGGGCAAAAUAUCACAUGGGAGCAAGAGGACAAGCGGGCAGAAUGAGGCGGCUCCUCCUUUCAAGGUCAAUCUUGAGCGACGUUGAUGAUGUAAAUAAGUUAGUUCUUGAAUGUUGAGGGCAAAAGCGACCUGAUUUUCUUCGUGGGAUCGAGCCCUGGCUGGCAUUGGUCCUUGGCGCUCUUCAGUGCGUGGCUGGCGGCACAUGAUUUUCUGGCUCUACCGGAUGUGAUUGGCUGGCAGGUGAAAAGCAAAGAAAUAGCAAACAAGACACUACUCAAGAAUUGGUAUCCGAGGUUCCCCGGUGCUUGGAAAGUGAAGCGGUGGUGAGCAGAGUCUGGGGGUGGGAGAGAGCGGCUGGAUGGUUCAGUGAACCGAGGAGCCAGGGGAGCUACUCCGUACAUAGGAGGGGCACAACACUACGUCACCCGUGGGGCAUGGUUGGGUUGGGCAGUGGCUGGGCUGGCACGCAAAGGGCGAUAGCGAGUACACCCAGACAGCCAGACCGUGACAGCAGCGGCCGUUCUGCCGUUCCGCGGUCAGCCCGAUGCCCUGCGCCACUGGAGGGCCUGCUGCUUGUCUUACCCGCCCAACGUUUCGAUUCAGGUGUCAGGCCGGGCCGGGUAGGGCAACGAGCCUCGUAAGCGCGGACUGUGCAAGAGAGGAGGCCUCUGCUCCUCUUGUCCCGUCGUUGUCGUCCCUGUGCGACGAGGCCAUGCUCUGCUCGGGGUGGUCUGAGGGCGGGGACGGGCAGAUAGGCCGCCCGUGUGCCAUACAAACCCUCGUUGUUGUUGGCCAUGUUGUGCCUGUGGUGCUGCUGGUGCUGUGCCACAAACGGGCAUUGGACAGGCCGACAGGCCGACAGGGAGUGGAAGGUGGAAGAACAAGUCAG
This is a messenger RNA of Diaporthe batatas, 6121 nucleotides long. RefSeq lists its product as uncharacterized. Gene Ontology annotation, molecular function: RNA cap binding. The record is from RefSeq and is a predicted model, not a curated record. NCBI's taxonomy places the organism in Eukaryota, Fungi, Ascomycota, Sordariomycetes, Diaporthales, Diaporthaceae. Gene Ontology annotation, biological process: positive regulation of translation; mRNA stabilization. Gene Ontology annotation, cellular component: cytosol; cytoplasmic stress granule. The transcript is spliced from 2 exons. The coding region runs from base 1059 to 4034 and encodes 991 amino acids.